Cololabis saira (Pacific saury) is the source of this 1891-nucleotide messenger RNA. RefSeq names its product GRIN2-like protein. Lineage: Eukaryota; Metazoa; Chordata; Actinopteri; Beloniformes; Belonidae. The record is from RefSeq and is a predicted model, not a curated record. Bases 304 to 1659 code for a protein of 451 amino acids. Gene Ontology annotation, biological process: neuron projection development. The transcript is spliced from 2 exons. Gene Ontology annotation, cellular component: plasma membrane.
UGGCCGACAGGGUGGGAUUUCAAGACUGCUCCCCCAUUAUUUUCAUUCAGAUGUUUUCAGGAUUAUCUCACGGUCUCCUCCAUCUUGUCCAGAGGACAGGGAUUCAGAUAAAACAGCCAGAGGCCGGGGGGGGGGGGACAAACCAGACGGGUAUCCCCUUAGCCCUGUGAAUACAUGAGUUAAAUAUAGAGGAAGGGAGGCGUCACCUGAAACCUGAGGAGAGAGGAUACAGGCGUUCACCUCCGCCGUCAACCAACAAGAGCUGGAGCAGGAGGACGGAGCAAGCGCGCUGAAAGGUCUUCCAUGGCGGACGCUGGGCGUCCUGUGUUGGAGCUGAACACGCUCGGAAGAGGACUUCCCUUUGAAUCUCCAGCGGUAGCUGCAACCUCCUCCCCGAGGGAAACCCCCUGCAGCAGCUCCAGCACCAGCAGAGGGCUCCCUGAGCAGCACCCGAGCCCAUCAGACCCCCCUGUGGUCUCCAGGGCUUCAACCCCCCCGUCUCUACACCAGUGCCGGACAGUCGCUGAGCAGGAAAAGGAGGCUGCCGGGACGGUCCGGCCUCGUUCUCCGGCCGUUCACAGCAGCCACCCGGACGCGGGUCCCCAGGAUCCGGGCUGGGGGACUUGUGGUUGCCGUGCAGCCGAUACGGGGAUCGUUGAGGCUGAGACUCGGUCCAUGUUGGCCUGCAAGCAGCCCAUGCAGGUGCAGCAGUGCAACACGGUGACCACCAGCUGCAGAGGCGGGAGCAGCAGAGGGGGCUGCACGCUUCCGCCUCACAACCGCUGCGUCUGGAACUCACCUGUCACCGUUCAACGACCUGAACAAGACGCUCGUUUCCCCGACAAAUGUCAAGACGCGCUUUGUUACUGCCCCUCGGUCCACCACAGCCCCUGUGAGGACACAUUUGCUGCGUACUGCCACCCCCAGUCCAUCCCUGCCCCCUCCCAGCUGCUACCACACCUGGCAGCCGCCGAGCCCAGCUUCAACAUCCAGAUCCAGCGCGCGGUGACACCUCCUCCUGCAGCUGUCCACCUCACCCCUCCUCGCCUCUCCUCCUCCGUCAGCGAGACCGGCCUGGAUGCCAAAUACGGAGCUCGGUGCUGCCACCUCAGAUGCUCCUGGAUCAGCUCCUUGCCUCCUCGUUCUCCCGCUCCGUCCCCCCAACAGCUCACCAGAGAGCAGUGCUGCCAAAACACCAGCAUGAAACAUGACGUUGGCACCAUGACGGCCCACAAAGCUCUGAGGGAUGUCGGAGUGCAGACGAGUCAGACCAUCGGUGCUCACGUCUUCCCCCAGAUCUGUCUGCAGAGCAGAGCUGAUGCCGCCUCCGGUAAGAGUCCGAGCAGCCACGGCAAGGCAGAUGAAGAAGUGGACGAUGCGCCGAAGUCUCCGGUGAAGGACGUGAAGUGGGACGCGGAGGGGAUGACGUGGGAAGUUUACGGGGCCUCUGUGGACCCCGAGGAGUUGGGCGUGGCCAUCCAGCGACACCUGGAGAUGCAGAUCAAGGAGACGGCGAACCGUGCAAGCCUCCAGACACACCCAAACCCCAAGACAUCCCAGCGGAGCAGGAACAGCAGCUGCCAGGGGAAGAAGGGCAGGAUGAUCCACAGCAUCCAGACCGUGGCCUGCUGCAGCGGCAGCAGCGCAGCCGGGGACUGAUGGACGGGACGGACCGGACCUCCGCACUGUGCACAGCAGCCAUGACGGCUACUGAUCAUCUCCGCCUCAAAUCCAUCAUCCCAUAAGCAGGUUUGUGAAAGAUCAAGAGAGAAACUGCACACUCACAAGUCUUUAAGGAGAUUCUGACAGAAACACAUGAAUGUGGAUAACGGCAUCGGUCAUAAUCAUAAAUAAAUAAAGAUAUGGAUUAACACACAAGUACAGAAAUAAU